Vanderwaltozyma polyspora DSM 70294 is the source of this 1260-nucleotide messenger RNA. Its product is annotated as Ish1 domain-containing protein. NCBI's taxonomy places the organism in Eukaryota, Fungi, Ascomycota, Saccharomycetes, Saccharomycetales, Saccharomycetaceae. The transcript has a single exon. The record is from RefSeq and is a predicted model, not a curated record. The coding region runs from base 1 to 1260 and encodes 419 amino acids.
AUGUUAAUCAGGUUAUCUUUGAUUAUUACCAUAUUUUUGGGAAUCUUGCCAACUAUAUUUGCAGAUUCAGUUCGGUCUGCAUUCAAUUACAACGUUGAUAAGUGGAAUAAUGAGGACUUCUUAGAAUACAUUACAGACAAUAUAAAUCUAAUUAAUGGAGUUGUUAAUAAUCUACAUAGGAAUUUUGAAGAUAACAUUAACUUGUUCGAUGAAGAUUACUUAAAGGAUGAAAGAAUUGUUGAUUUAUCAGACUGGCUGUUCGAUACCUGGUCAAAUUCAAACAUACAAAAUAUCCUGGUUAAGAGUGGAAUUAUUGAUAAAAGUGACAAGCUUAAUGAUAGUGAGAAGUUAAUUAAACUAAUUAAAAGUAAUUUCGAUCAGAUUUGUAAAGCUUUGAAAGUUUCUAAAUAUUAUCCCUCCUUAGACUAUUUCCAAAAUUGGACCCUAAAAGAUAUCAAGCUUUGGUUAAAACGGUAUAAUAUAGAAAUUGAUAAUUCUAAAAUUAACAAUAGACAGGAUUUAGUAAACUUAUUGAGGGAAAAUAUAUUUGUCAAGACCUAUGAAGUGAAUGCUAAAAGACAAAAAAUAUUCCAGCAGUUACGUUCCAUUAAUGAAAUCUUAUUUGAUUCAAAUGGCAAAUUGAAAAGAAAUAUCUUGAAGCAAAUUCCUGAAUCAGACCUACAAGAGUGGUUAUGGAGUCAUGGUAUUCCUACUAAUGACAGAAAUAAUUUAUUUGAAAAGGUAAAUGCAAAUAUCGAGUUGUUGAAAAAAGAUUAUCAAAAUUAUCUAGACAUCAAAAGAGAAAAUACAAAUUUAUACAAUUUAAUCCCACAAUGGCUACAGAAUGGUCUUCAUAAUGUAAUGUCAGACCAAUUAUACAAUAUUAACAAUUGGUCAAAGGAAAAAUUGGGCUCAUAUUUAGAGAAAAAUGGGAUAAAGCACAGCGAUUAUGAUACAUUAAAAAAGUUACAAAAUUUGGUUAUGGAAUCUAUUAACAAGAUACCAUCUACUAUAAAUGGAUGGGUACAAUCUCAUGGAGAAAUUCUUCAGGAAAAAUUAUUCUUUUUACAAAGAGAGGCAAACUUGUCGAGAGAACAACUAGAGGAUAAAUUUGAUGAGAUUUUAAAUUCCAAAUCGACAAAUGAGUUGUUAACAUUCCUCAAGAAGAUGGGUGUUGAAGUUAAUCUAAAUGCAACUAAGAGUCAAUUGAUUUCUGUCAUAAAAGACCAUAUUGGAGAAUACUGGAAAAACCUGAACUAA